Molecule: messenger RNA, 732 nt
Organism: Hymenoscyphus albidus
Lineage: Eukaryota; Fungi; Ascomycota; Leotiomycetes; Helotiales; Helotiaceae
Source: the annotation of a GenBank genome assembly
CCCCAAUUCCUUCUCUCCAAUUACCAUACACACUUCUAAAAACUACAAACCCCAAUCAAUUUCAAUUCCUCCAGAAAAAGACAAUACAAUAAAAACCAUCAAAGAUGUCUUUCCUCACCAGAACCACUCCCCUCCUCCGCACUCCAAUCGCCACCCGUGCUUUCUCGACCUCAUACACCCUCCGAAAGGUCGUUCCAGAACCCGUCGUCAACGCGGCGAAGACUGUCGAUCGAAAAGUCUCUGAUGUCUUGGUUGAUGGAAUUGAGGUCGGUCGUAAGUAUAUCCUUCUAUUACCCCAAUUCCCAUCUCAAUCCCAUCUCAAUCCCAUCUUCAUCACCACCAGCCACCUCGUCAUUGCGACUUCGCGCUUGGAAUCCCACUCCUCCCCCUCCUCCCUCAUAUCCCAUCACAACAAAAUACUAACAACACCUCUUCCCACAGAAAACGCCGCACAAAAGGCAAAGGAAGUCGCAGGAAUGUCCAGCUCCGAAGCAAAGGGAAAGGCAUCUGAACUAGCAGGACAAGCAAAAGGAAAGGCCAACGAGGUCGCUGGCAAUGCAUCGGAGAUGGCGGGUCAGGCGAAGGAAAAGGCGAAUGAGGUGGCGGGGGAGGCUAAGGGAAAGUCGGCUGAGUUGAAGGGUGAGGCGAAGUCGAAGAUGUGAAGGGAUUUAUGCGUGGGUGGGGAGUGUAUUAUAAUCCAGUUUUGAGAUGAGAUAGCUGAAUGGCUGGAUU